Mytilus trossulus (common blue mussel) is the source of this 3245-nucleotide messenger RNA. Its product is annotated as F-actin-monooxygenase mical1-like. The record is from RefSeq and is a predicted model, not a curated record. The transcript is spliced from 16 exons. Bases 268 to 2721 code for a protein of 817 amino acids. NCBI's taxonomy places the organism in Eukaryota, Metazoa, Mollusca, Bivalvia, Mytilida, Mytilidae.
UCAAUAAUUAAUUUGAAAGCAGUUACUACUGACAGAGCAAAGGACUUUUAUGAUGAUGUGCCAGAUGACUUUAGUAAAGUGGCUGUUUCUCAGAUUAAGACGCCGAAACAAAGUGACGAUUCAGUUGAUUUACCUGAUUUGCUAAAAUGGUGUCAGAAAGUGCUGGAAAAACACCCGAAUUUCAAAAUAAAAGAUCUGACAACGUCCUGGAGAAGUGGAUGUGAACUCGGUUGCUUAAUCAAUGUUUUUCGUCCACAUACAAUCAAAAUGGAAGAUUUGGACCGAACAAAUGCAUUGAGAACUAUGGAAAUAGUGGUAAAUAUUGCAAAACGAGAAUUCCAGAUAUUUCCUUUAUUAGCGGUUUCAACAAUGGUUAACUGUUCCUCUGAUAAUGAGGUAGAAAUGGCAUCGUAUAUUUCCCAGUUUUACCAGCUGUUUCAUGAAGAACCUAUUCCUGAGACGUCUACCUCUGACAACACCGUUUUAAUUGAAGAAAAGAAAGACAUCACAGAAACAAAUAUUGUAAAGCCCAGAACUAGUAGAGUUCAGAUACCUGAGGAAAAAGUAGAAACUGAUGAAAAUCUAAUUGAUAUUUGCUACCUUUGCAAGAGAGUGUUGUUCUUUCUGGAGAAACUUAGUGUUGAAAAUGUGUUUUGUCAUCGCCGGUGUCUGAAAUGUGAAAAAUGUAAUUGUGAAUUGAAUCUCGGAAAUUAUAGAACACAAAAAUCCUAUCAAGGAAGAGUGAGGUUUUUCUGCAUUAAGCAUGCUGGUCCUAACGCCAAGUUAACACAGUCUAUCAGAAUACGACCACAACUAGUCUUGAAAGCAAUGGAUGACCCUAAACCUUCAAAGGAUGCACCUAAUAGAACAAAUACAGACAAUGUACAGGAUAUUUCAGACAAACCAAGAAUACCUACCAGGCCAGAUUUCUUAGCAAGGAGAGUUACCUCAGCAUCAAUACGCAGAAUAGACUUCUACAAUAGUGGAGAUGAUGAAAAGGAAGUCGUUCCAGAAGACACUAUAUUUGAGCAUAAUUUUGGAGCAUCUGUUCGAUAUGGAUUAGGUGCAUUUACCCUACCACUAUCUGAAGAAAAACUAAAUAACUCGUCAAGUGAGGACAGUGACGAUGAUAUAGAGGAAAAGCUUGAAGCUUCUUUAGGACAACAUAUUGAUAAAAAUAUGACAGUUAAAGAUGCUUCAGAGUUCUGGCAAACUUUAAAAAGAGAAUCAAAGACACUCAGCGUUUCUAGACAUAACCCGGAAAUAUCUGCUGAAAAUGAUUCAUCGCCUAUCAAAGGUAAAGCUAGAGUGACUCUACGACAAAAUGCCUCAGCCAAGGAACAUUCAACAAUAGAAGAAUCGCAAGAAGAGGACAACGAUGAUUUGGAAGGAACAAUUCGUGCUGCUCCAGAAAUGAUAAGUAACUGGUCCAAUGUUAAUCUACCUGAUGAAAAGCAGCAUACACAAAGCAGAAAUUCAAGUGAAAAUAACGAAUUAUUUGAGAGAGCCAUAAAGGACCUGAAAAGAGAAUCAAAAGAGCUUGAAAAUAAAAGAUCUAAUUUUUCAGUAACUUGUUUCCAACCACAAAAUAAAGGCAUUGAAAAGGAUCCUGGAGAAAAACAACCCGAAAAAGUCUUCGGUGGUGACAGACCACAGUUGAAGCGAUCCGACUCUGACCCAACCGAAGAGAGGCAUGCUCAGCGUGUUCAGCUUGCAGCAAGAAAGCUUAUUAUACAAAGGCAACAAAACCAAAUAUUCAUGGCUCAGGAAAUAAAACGACAAAUAGAAGAAGCUGUUGAAGAGUUAAGGGAAGUUGAAAAACAAGGAGUGGAGUUAGAGACGAAACUUAAAGACAACAAUGAAAAAGAGAGUAAACAAAGUUUACGACAACAGUUGUGUUCUCUGUACACUCGGCGACAAAAGCUUCUUCAAUAUGAAGCCGAAUUACGAUCAGCUAGCGAACACUAUUUACCGAGUCAAGAAGAGGAAGCUGAGAAUACAUGUCCUUCUGAAUAUAUACCAAUUGAAGAAGAGGGAAACAGUUUUGAUGAAAAGUCUGUGGCGUCUGGUUUCGAAACUUUCAAUGAAACAAUGAAGGCCAGUGGCGUCAUAGUUGACGACGAUAGGAAGUAUGAGACACAAAAAUCAACGGAAACAAAAUCUGACACAAACAUAAGUAGGAUAUUAGAUAUGGUACCGGAAACAAUAUCCUCAGACAAAGUCAGGUCGGAAACAUACGGGUCAUUAGAAAUUAAAGAUGCUGGUAUACUGUCAGAAAGACCUUAUGAAAUAACUUCUGACGAAACCAAUGAUGAAAAUGAUGUAUAUAAGGUUACAACGAAAGAAUUCACUUUAAAAUAUCAUAUAAAGGUGGUGACGAGAACAAAAUCUGGUGUAGACACUACAGCAAAGAUGACAGCAGAUGAUAGUCGGUACGAAGCUUGUGAUGGACAUAAAUUGCCUGAUGAUAUUGAUAAACUUACAUUUGUUGAUGACAAAGCUAUAAUUAUACAGUGGGAAUGUCCUUUCUGUACACUUCAUAAUAAAGAUGGAAGCAGUUCUUGUACUGUCUGUUAUGCUUGGAAAUGCAGUAAAUGCCUUCGUGUAAACGUUAACGACAGAAGAAGAAAGGAGUGUGAAAUGUGCCACAGCAAUAAACCAUCACGAAAUAAUUCUUCUCGUGAUCAUCACCAUGAUAGUUCACGUGAAUCAUUUGCCUAGGGUCUUAAAGUUAUUUGACACUUGUAAAUCUUAGUAGGCACCAUAUGCGUCAAGAUGAACAAAUUAUUAAUUUUUUGGUGAAAGUCUAAUGUAAAUGUAAUAAGGCAGAUAGAAAUUUUCACUUCAGUUUUCUGGUGUUUUGGUUCUUCGUACUCAUCACUUGUAAGCGUUACCAUCGAAAUAACAACUGUUAUUUAUUACAGUAAUGAAGUUGUAAAGUGGGAAAUUUGAUGAAUAAGAGAAACAACAAUAACUACUAUUUCGAUUUCUAACUUCAUUCUUAUUAUAUUGUAUACUACAAGUUUUAUGUUAGAUAUAUUUUAACAUGUGAUUAUUUGUGUAUGUGUGUGUUUGAUUUAUUGGUUUGAACAUUGGUCAAGUUAUGGAUUGCAGGAAAUAUAUUUUUCAAUACCUUCUCCUGAAGUUCCUGCUUUCUCUUAAACAGUUACAGCAAACAAAUAUAUAUAUAAUGUUGUGACACCAGAGUCUUUUUUCCAUGUGUAUUGCUACAAUGUGACUUUUAG